Penicillium taxi is the source of this 621-nucleotide messenger RNA. RefSeq names its product proteasome core particle subunit beta 3 (gene pup3). The coding region runs from base 1 to 621 and encodes 206 amino acids. The record is from RefSeq and is a predicted model, not a curated record. The transcript has 4 exons. Gene Ontology annotation, cellular component: proteasome core complex; proteasome core complex, beta-subunit complex. Lineage: Eukaryota; Fungi; Ascomycota; Eurotiomycetes; Eurotiales; Aspergillaceae. Gene Ontology annotation, biological process: proteasome-mediated ubiquitin-dependent protein catabolic process.
AUGGGCUCUCCCUUCGACAUAAAUGGCGGUGCCUGUGUCGCCAUGGUGGGCAAGGACUGUGUCGCCAUCGCCUGUGAUCUCCGCCUGGGCAUGCAAGCCUUGACUGUUUCCAACAACUUUCCCAAGAUUUUCAACUACGCCCCGUCUACCUACCUUGGCCUGACUGGAUUGGCUACUGAUGUCAACACCGUCUCUGAUCUUUUCCGCUUCAAGGUCAACAUGUACCGCUUGCGAGAGGAGCGCGAUAUCGCACCCCAGACCUUGGCCAACCUGGUCAGCUCAUCGUUAUAUGAGAAGCGUUUCGGUCCCUUCUUUGUCAGUCCUGUAUUGGCUGGUAUCAACCAAACAACAGGAAAGCCGUUUAUCUGCGGAUUUGAUAGCAUCGGCUGUAUCGACUUUGCCAAGGACUUCAUUGUGGCUGGAACCGCUAGCGAUCAGCUCUUCGGUACCUGCGAGGGUCUGUGGGAGCCGGAUCUUGCUCCCGAGGACCUCUUCGAAACCAUUUCCCAAGCGCUACUGAGCGCUGUGGACCGAGAUGCCCUCUCCGGUUGGGGUGCCCAAGUGUGGAUUAUUGAGAAGGAUAAGGUCACUCAGCGGUUACUGAAGGGACGACAGGAUUAA